AUGGAAGCUUCUCUCCCUCCACAGAAAUCCAAUGUCACUGCACACGGGGCCUCAACUGUGGCCAUCAUCACCCUGGAGGCAUUUGCUGGCAUGUGGAUAAAUGCUUUCAUCGUUUGUGUGCUUUGCAUUGCCUGGGUCCAAAAGAAAACCCUGAACUCUAAUGAGAAGAUCUUGCUGCUGCUGGGAUGCUCCAGGAUUUCCUAUUUGUGCUCCUCAUGGGUAUCACAAUUCCUUUCAAAAAUAUAUCCCAAAUAUCUUUAUGCUCACACUAUACUUCUCUUACUGGCAAUUUUUCAAACAUUUUUUAAUUAUUCCAACUUGUGGGUCUCAGCUUGUCUCUGUGGUUUCUACUGCAUAAAAAUGGCCAAUUUCAGGAACAGCUUCUUCAUCUACCUGAAAGUAAAGGUUGACAGGAUGGUGCCCUGGCUCUUGUUGGGCUCAGAGAUUGUAGCCUUGGCUAUGGGUAUUGUUAUCUAUGACCUCAUGGAAACUGCGCAGAGUAGCAACAUCACUUCCAACAGCCAAGAAAAUUUUUGGGAAGUAACUAUCAGAAAGGAUAAACAUUGUUACUUCUCUUUUUUUCUCGCUGGAUUUGGAUAUGGCUCAUUCAUGGCAGUCAGCUUUUCUGCUCUUUUCCUUCUCUUUUCCCUCUGGAGACACAAGCGCACGAUGCAGACAAGCUCCAUGAAGGACCUCAACAUGGAUGCCCACAUCAGAGCCAUGAAAUCUGUCCUCUCCUUCUUAGUGAUGUACAGCAUCAACUUUGUAUGUUUGGUCUUGACAAUAAUUUAUGUCAUGACGAAAGAAAAUAUCAUGACACUUCUUAUAUCCAUAUAUCUGUGUGCUUUUCCAGGUGUUCAUUCCCUUAUUCUGAUUUUCAGUAAUCCCAAGCUGGAAAAGGCACUGCUGAAGAUUCUCUCCUGUGUGAAGUGGGAGUUUUUCAUCAAGUAG
Messenger RNA from Zonotrichia albicollis (white-throated sparrow), 951 nucleotides. RefSeq names its product taste receptor type 2 member 9-like. Gene Ontology annotation, molecular function: G protein-coupled receptor activity; bitter taste receptor activity. Lineage: Eukaryota; Metazoa; Chordata; Aves; Passeriformes; Passerellidae. The record is from RefSeq and is a predicted model, not a curated record. Gene Ontology annotation, cellular component: membrane. Gene Ontology annotation, biological process: detection of chemical stimulus involved in sensory perception of bitter taste; sensory perception of taste; G protein-coupled receptor signaling pathway.